This is a messenger RNA of Selaginella moellendorffii, 7332 nucleotides long. RefSeq names its product titin-like. Lineage: Eukaryota; Viridiplantae; Streptophyta; Lycopodiopsida; Selaginellales; Selaginellaceae. The record is from RefSeq and is a predicted model, not a curated record. Bases 161 to 7270 code for a protein of 2369 amino acids. The transcript has 2 exons.
UGGAUUAAGAUAGGUUGUCCUUGGCGCCUGGCGAGCGAUCCAUCGGGUUUCGAUCGAUCUUUGCGAUCCCGGGCUUGAUUCUUGGAGCAGAGGCGGAAUCUGUUCUUUCAUUGGAGGAUCGAUCGAUCCGUGGUGCUGUUUUUGAUCGAAUACCUCUGCCAUGGGCCUAGAUGAUGCGGAAGUAAAUAGCGACGCGAUCCAGGCUGCCGAAGAGAGCAUCGCCAUCGAAGGCUUAGCUUUAGAAAGCAAGAGUGAGAAUAGUUCUUUGAGCGGCGUUAGUUUUUUGGAUAAGGAGAAGAGUGGAGUAGACAGUGAUCAGAGUAAAAAGGACUUAAGCGUUAGAUCUGGAGAAAAAGAAUCAAAGCCUGUCGAAGAUGGUAAGUCUGAGGAAGAGAAUCCGGCGGCUGUUUUAGUGGAGCCUCUGGACGAGAAGAAACUUGUGGAUAAAGUCGAAGAAAAUGGUGGUCAAGCGUUACUUGAAAGUAAAGAUGACGGAGAAGGAGCUGAGAUGAACGCAGUGGAGGAACCUUUACCAGCAACCGUGACGAUUAAAGCAAGCGAGAAAGGUGAUCCAGCAGUAGAAGGUGAUCGUGAUGCUGCUCCAGUCGAGCACGGGGUACAAGAGGUUGUGAAAGAUGGUGUUGACGAAGACAAGGCAAGUUCACAAACGGACGUAUCAAGCGAAGAUCUUGAUGGUAAGGUUCUUCUCGAAGAUCAGACUCUUGGAAGUAAGCUAGAAGCCGAGGAUCGAGUAGCAGAGGCAACGAAAAAUGGGAGUGGACAAGAGUCACUGGAAGAAACAGAUCCACAGCAAAGCAAUGAUCAACUCAAGUUAGACGAACCAAGUCUGGCCGAGGUUGAUAAUCCAGCGAACACUGAAGAGGAAAGCGGAUCAGUCGUCGGGGAAUCUGAGAACAGGAACACUUCUGAUGAAAGUUUUCACGAUAGUGGAAAAGGUGGCAUCGAAGUUGGAACAAGCGAACAAGCAGCACCUCGUGCAGAGAGUGAUGCCCAGAUCCCUGACGAAGAGAAGUCCCCUGAAAGUCAUUUGGAACAUCAGAUCGAGGAACAGAGUAGUCAACAUGAGAAUGAAACAGUAGCCGAAGGGACAUCGUCAUUGGAAGUGGGAGGUAAUCCGGAGAACUCGAGUCCGAAAGAAGAAGUUGGAGCAGCAGCUGAUGUUGAUACUUUGGCCUCGAUUCCAGCGACAAGCGACGGAAGUGAUUUGCAAGAAAAGUCGGACAUGGUUGAAGAAGCAGUAACUGUUGAUGCAGCAAGAAACUCUGGAGAUCAUGGCCAAGAAGAUUCAGCGACUGAAGGCACACCAGGAGAUGACAUCGUGGAUACGGUAGCUGAAAUAACAGAGGAUAUUGAGCGUCAAAGCUUGCCUGAUGGGGAACGCGACCUUACUGUUCCUGAUGAAGAUGUUAAGGUGGAAGCGAUGGAGGAAAGUGGAGCCAGGAACACUGAGAAGGAACAAGGGAAUAAUGACGAAACGAAUGACAAAACACUCUCGGACGCGGUAGAAACAUCUUUAGAAACAGUUUCUGAAGAAGUUACUCCGCAUGAAAACGACGCUAGCAACGAGGAAAAGAAAACAGAGGAUGAUACAGGAGCGAGUGUUGAGACACCAGCAGUCGUUGCAGGCACGGAGGAAACGGAACCAGUGGACGAUGGAGUUAAGGAAACAGUGUCUGAUCAGACCGCCAUCGCUGACGAGAAGGAAACAACAUCCGAUAGUAAAGAACAGGUCGAGGAAACUGACGUGCAAGCAUCUUUAGAAACACCAAAGGAGAUGGAAGCAGCCGAUCAUGAAACUAGUACUAAGGAAACAAUGCCUAAUGACUUGGAGACUUCUAUAGAAACACUGGUGGUGGAUGAAGUUGCAGCCGAUCACGAAGGAAAUACUGUGCUUGGCGGAACAGUGACAGAAAAUAAGGAGCUGGUUGAUGAAGAGGAAACAGUGGCUAGCCAGGAAAACACUUUCUCAGAAACAGUAAAGGCACCAAAGGUGGUGGAGGAGAUUCCGGAAACAACAAACGAUGUAAAAGUUGAAGAGACAGUGGCUGACGAGCUGGAUACUUCUGUAGAGACACAAGAACCGGCUCAACCGAACGAAACAGCUAUGGACGAGCCAGUUGAAGUGAUGGAGCAGGAAAUAGCUCUUGAAACACACAAACCAGCUGUAGCAACGGGCGGGGAUGAAGAAGCUGCUACAACUUUUCCAGAAGAACGAGCUGAGGAGGAGCUUGUUGAAGCUCCGGAAGAGGAAGUUGUUGAACCUGUGGAGACAUCUGCAGAAGCCACUCAUCAAAAUGUGGAUGAGACAACAGCCGAGACUUCCAAACCUCCCAUGGAAGAGUUGACCGAAACACCAAGCACCGAAGAACAACCAGCUUCUACAGAGGAGGAAAAAGUCGACGAACAAGUUAUAUUUCCAGAGGCUGGCGACAGCACAGACGCUGCGUUGAUAGACGAGUUAAAUUCUAUUACAAGCAUCGGAGCGCCAGUGGAAACUCCCGAAGCUGACAUCAAGCCGCUGGAGGAACUUGUUGAAGCACCAACACUGGAAGUAGCCAGAUCGGAAGAAGGUGGAAACGGAGACAGCGCAAUCCCUGAAAGCGAGCCACUCAUCACAGGUGAUCCCGCCAAGGUUGAAACCGUGGAACCCGAACCAAUCCCUGCUGAAACCGAGCCACUCAUCUCAGGUAAUCCCGCCAAGGCUGAAACCGUAGAACCCGAACCAAUUCCUGCCGAAACCGAGCCAGUCGUCACAGGUGAUACUACCAAGGUUGAAACCGUGGAACUCGAACCAAUUCCUGUCGAAACCGAGCCACAACCAAGCCUCGAAGAGACUUCACUGAAUGCUGAGGCAGUGAGGAUUGAAACCACGCUGGAAGACAGUGAAAUAUCGCCGGCCGUAGGGCCAAGACAAGCUGAUGAGAAUCCAGUCGAGGAAGCAACGCCAGACGAGGCCGAGAAAGCAGCCGAUCUUAUGCAAGCACCAGCAGCGAGUACACUAGAACAAAGUGUGGAUCAAACAACGCCAGUUGACAAGUCAACGGAGGAAGUAAACGCACCUGUGGAGGAAGAACCAAAACCGACCGAGGUGGAGAAUCCAACAGCAGAAGAAGAUGUUCCAGCGAAGGAAAAAGAAGCAACGCCCGCUGACCCUGAGGAGGCAAAAGUUGACGAACAACCUAUAGCCCCAACAAUCGGAGCGCCAGUUCAAACUCCCGAAGCUGAUAUCAACCCGUUGGAGCAGGCUACAAAAGUGGAAGCUGGAUCGGAAGAAGCUGGAACCGGAGAAGCAGCAAGCGAGCCACUUACUACAGAAGAACCCGCUGAAGUAGAGACUACGGAACGAAGCCCUGUUGAAGUCGAGCCAUCACCAAGCCUCGAAGAGACAUCAUUGAAUGCUGAGGAACAACAAUCAGAGGAGGAAUCAAUGACCGUCCAGCAGGAACAAACUGAUGCGAGUCCAGUUGAGAAAACGAUCCCAAACGAGGAGAAACCACUCGAUCCUGUGGAAGCGGCCACAGAGAGUAUAUCAACUUCUGAGACGGCAGAUGAAGAGAAGUUCGAGGAAACAGUGCCUAGCCAGGUAGAAGAUCUCUCAGAAAUAGCAGCUGCCACAAACGAGGACGACACAGCCGGUGAUGAAGUAAAAAUUGAAGCAACAGGCCAGGUGGAAACUUCUCUAGAAGCACCGAUGGAGGAGAUUCAGGGAACAGCAGACAAUGACGUGAAGAUCAAGGAGACAGCAGCUGCUUUAGAGACGAGUAAUCAAAUCGAGGAGGACUUCGCCAGCACUGAGGAAAAGGAAGCAGUGGACGAUGAAGUGAAAAUGGAGGCCGAGACGACUAAGGUGAUUGGAGUCGUUCCCGAGGAAAAGGAAGUAGCAGCCGAUGAAGCGAAAAUCGAGGAAACGGUAUCGAGCGAGGACGCUUCUAAGGUGAUGGAGCAGAUUGAAGCCGUCGAGUCGGCGAAUGAUGAAGACGUGACUGGAAACACAGUGCCUGACCAGGUGGAAACUACUGCAGAAACACCAGAAGUAGCAAGGGAGAUUGAAUUGGUCCCUGCGACGGCAACAAAUGAAGCAGACACGGAUGAAUCUACGUCGAAAAUGAUAUUAGAGAAGCAGGAAACGCAGGACCGUGAAGAGCCAGCAGCAGAGCAACUUGAGGCGGAGUCACGGGACCUCGUAAUAAACAGUGAGCUGAAUAGCAACGAAGAAUCACAAGUGGAGGAGCUUCAGCUGGAAGACAGGGUCGAAGCAGCAGGAAACGCAGACAACGAAGCACCAGUAGCAGACUCUGAACAACUGGAAAGCAGGCCCUUGAAGAACACCACAAUCGAAGACAAAGAUGAGAAGGCUGGAGAUCUCAAUGAACCCGAAAAGCCAGCAGAGGCUCAGGAAAUCGAUGAUGCGCGGAGCGAGGAUAAAGUUGGGGAAAGCAAAGAGAAGGUCGAUGAAAACGCGAGAAUUGAGUCGGAGAUUACUGGUACAGCAGAAGCCGUUGACAGUAGACAAAAUGAGGACGUUGCAACAACACCAGAGAGUGUCACUAAGGAGAUCCCAGAUCAAGCAUUGAGUGCAGCAUCGGACGAAGCAGAUGCUGCGUCGCUAGGAAACGAAAAACCUGGUGAGGAGCAGAGAACAUCAUCGCAAAUUGUUGACAGCAGGGAAGUGGAGAAAGAGGAUGAAGCUGCAGUGGAUACAACAACAGGGACGGAAGAACGAGCUGAUGAGCUGGUCGAUGUGGCAGAAGAUCCAGAAAGUAAAGUGCAAGCCGAAGAAGAGCUGGCUGACAAAUCUGGGAUACUCGAGGAAGCUGUUCCAGACGGAAGCGCAAGUGUUAGUGAGGAACAACUAGCAACAGAACCGAUGGAGGAGAUAGACGCCGCAGAGGAAUCUGGAAGCAAAAGUGUCGAAGAAAAGACGAGCAGUGGAGAUCACGAAGUAGACGCAGGCGAGGAUCAUAGAACUGAUCAAGUAUCUGCUGCGCCAGAGUCUGAUGCUCAAGACAAGAAAGAAGCGGCUGAAGAAACACCACGCGAGGCUGAGCAAGUCCACGAAGCAGAGAAUGAGACCACAUUGCACGGACAAGACCAAGUUGACGGGACACCAACCAAAGACAAGGCUGAUCAGGAAGGCGAAAGUUCCAACGUUGAAGAUGCAGUACCUCUAGACAAAAUCGAGGGCGACGAACUAGCUGCCGGAUCAUCAGAAGAAACAAAAGAUACCGUUGCUGUUGACAAGAGAACCGAAGACGAACUACCAACGAUGACAACAGAAGAAAGCGGGACAACUUUGGACGAUGACGCCAAAUCCAAAGUUGAGGCUGACGACGGCAGAGAUGCACAAAUUGAGAAGCUGGAGGACUCUGGAGUUACCGAAGAUCAUAGCAUCCAGAAAAGUAAGGAUACAGACGAAGGCAGUGCCGUGGAAGUUGAACCAGCAACAGAUGAAAGUGUGGUCACUAAGCAAGCAGGAGAACAGUUGGAUGGAGCUGAGGAUCAAGCAGCAAUAGACGCAGAUGGCAAAGAGAGGACUAGAAACGAUCAAGCGUCUGCUGGCGAACUGGUUUUGGAAAGUCAAGGGCCAUUGAAGACAGAUGAGGCUGACAGAGGACUUGAGCUUCAAGAUGGAAUUGAGAACACAGCUGCUGAAGAAGUCGGAGAGAAACCACACGAGGAGAUUACGCUGCAAAGUGAAGCUGAUGAUAAAGGGGGAGAAGACUUGCCGUCGACAUUCCAAGAUGUCGAGGGAGCUAUCGAAGCCAGGGAGGAAGCGGAGAACAAGGCAGUCGAAGGUGGUGACGAAGCAAUCCAGAAUCCAGUGGAAGGUCGGCAUGAAGAAGGCGAGCAAGAUAUUAGAGAUACCGAGGAGUCAACAAAUCUGAUUGAAUACGAACCUUUGAAAGACGAAGCCGUGGACAGGACUGUUCCAGCUGCUGGCGACGACGAAGAAAAGGUGCAAGAAACAGUGAGCAGUGAAGAAACUCGGGCUAAGAUCGCAGAGAACUUGGAGAUGGAAGCAGCGGACAAACGCGAGGAAAGACUUCAAGUAGCAGAAGAUCAAGAUCCAAGCGGAGAGAAAGAGAAAGAAACAACAGUUCUCCGAACGGAUGAUCUUUCCACGAGCACUCAGGCAGCAGAAGACAUAAUCCCAGACAAGGAAGAGAUCCACGAUGAAGCUCAAGUAGCCGAAGAUAUAAUUCCUGACAAGGAAGAGGUGCACGACGAAACCCAAGUAGCCGAUGAUAUAAUUCUGGACAAGGAAGAGGUGCACGAGGAAACUCGAGUAGACGAAGAUAUUAUUCCGGACAUGGAAGAGGUGCACAGCGAAACUCAAGUAGCAAGAGAUACACUUCCGGACAAGGAAGAGGUGCACGACGAAACUCAAGUAGCAGAAGGUAUAAGUCCGGACAAGGAAGAAUUUCACGACGCAGAUGUCGCCUUUCCGGACCAAGAAGCUGAAGAAGCAACAGUUGAAGAAACAUUGGUAUCUGCGGACGAAGAGAAAGAAGCGGCAGUAGCUGCUGGUGAAGGAACUCAUCCAGCAGAGAAUCGCGAGGAUCGGGAGGCUAAGGAGAUCGAAACAACAAGCAUCGUCCACGAAAACGACAAGGAAGAAGCAACAACACCAGCCGACGACAAAGGCGACAUUCCUCUAGACGAAGCAGUUUUCAUCACUGCCGAAGACGAUGGAACUCAGCUAGCAGAAAGUCAGGAGGAAGACAAAGACAAAGCAGUACCAGAAGUUUCCACACCAGGCGAAGACAAAGGUCUCAUUGUUCCAGACGAAGGAACUCAAAAGAAAGAGAAAGAAGCUGAAAGAGUACCACAAGAUUUCACACCAGCCGAAGACAAAGGCAUCACUGCUCCAGACGACGCAGCUCUCAUCACUGUCAAAGACGAGCCAGCAGACGCUCAGGAGGAAGACAAAGAGCAAGUCGAGGAAACGACUCCCACCAGCGAGGAAGAGAGUCCGCUGCUACAAGAGGAUCCAAAAGCCGCUAGCAAAACCGAAGAACCAGCAGUAAUCAGCGAAGGAGAAGAACCUGGAGUAGCCGCGAAGGCCAUAGACAUCGAUGAUCUUACGACCCCUCCAGCAGCAGAAACUAAACAAGAGAGCUCGCCACCACCGGCAAGCAUCAGCGUCGCGUCAGCCUUGAAGAGCAUUGUGGCAGCGUUGUCCACAAAGCCUUCCAAGAAGAAGAGGCUGAGACUAAAAAAGGAGCUGGCCAAGGAGCUGCAAGCAUGAAAGCAAGGAUGUUACUACACUUAGAUUUGUUUGAGAAAUAAAAGCACGUUAUUCCAAAUUCA